AUGUGCUCGCUUUCUCCGAACAUGCUGAACGGUCGCAUUGCGGCACUGGUUCUUGUACUCUCAGAGGGCGACGAGGCUGGCCAGUGCCCGCUUUCGAAAUUCGUCCGUAGUAUUCGUGAGUCAUCAAAGGCACAGCAGCAGCGCUCUUCAAAUGGUGGCCUCGCCCAUGGCGACUUGUCAUCGCGUGCUGCUUCGGCCAUGUCUCAUUUAAGUGAUAUAGUGGCUGAACGGUCGUUGGCUCUUACGAACGAGGAAGAAGCAAUACUGCGAGACAUGGAGGCGGUGCGUCUCACAUACGAUAAGCUUCGAGCGGAGGUGGCGCGUGUCGAGGCGCAGCUGCAGUCACUGGAGCGUCGCGCCCAGGAGGUGGCACAACAAAAGGCGUUCUGCAAGACUGCUAUGAACAUGUUGGUGAUGGGUGAGUUGCCUGAAUUCUUCGAGCGCGAGGUCGAUGUGGUUGGCCGCUCCCCGCGCGAGAACGUCGGCGCAACCACGGAAGUUGCUGCCGCUGCCACCAUUGAUGGGCCUAACGAGGUUCCAACCAGCUCCAACUCACCAAGGCGUUCCGCUCGCUCCGUUGUGUCAGGUAAGUUUCAGCAACGAAUGCCAGCGGAAAAUGGCGGUGACGCGAGCUCGCCUGAUACUACAGGAGAAAAGAGAGGCGAAAAGGUAGCCCCCGAUGAAAGCAGCGAGGAGUCGUCAAGCAGCGAAGGCGACAUUCAAGCGCGCCGGUCUCCACCGGACAAAGGGAACUCGUCGUUUCGAGGCAGUAGUGGAAGUGGCAACAAUAACUGUCCGAGUGGGAAUGCACUCCUCUCUAUGUUACGUUUACCCGAUGUGAAGGAGACAACUCUUCUACAUGCGAUUGAGAGUUAUGACGAACAAAAUUUCCGCAGGUCUUCAUGGACGUUAACACAACAAAAGGAGGUAUCGACAGUUCUCGUUGGUUUGCUAAAGCACAUUUUGCAUCCGCGCCCGCCGAUACAACUGGCUGAGCUGCGGAUACUUGGGCAUGUUGUAAGAGCCGCGUUUGGGAAUCAAAGCACGGUUGAUUCACCCUCAGUUCCCAUGUCGCGCUCACCCACAUUGAUACCUGAGGCAGUGGCCGUGUCACUUCUUCACACAAUGCUAAAGGAUGGUGCGGUUGUGACCACGUUUAUUCGCCUUCUUCAGAGCGUCAACGAUGAUGUGAAGUGCGAGGUUCUGGAGUGUCUUUCACCUCUCAUUAUCAACAGCAACAAUAACAAUAAUAAUAGUAACGCCAACAGCGGCAGCAGGAGCCUUUCCUCCAAAGUGCUAGACCCCGCAGGUGAGGGAAGGAGGCAACUUCCGGAUGGGAGGAAGGAAUUCAUUGCCGCAGGUGGUCUGCAGCCGUUGGUAAACAUUGUAGCAUCCUGCACUUCGGAAGCAGUGCUUGAGAGAUCACUUGUGCUUCUAUGGAGCCUUUUAGCACGCAAUGACGAUGAAGACAAGGUGCGUGACGAGGUGCGGCGUCUCGGCGGUCUCCGGGCGGUGCUCGAUCUCCUCUAUACGGAUUCUAUACCAAUAUUGGAGAAUGUUGCCAUGACUAUUGGAUAUAUCACUCGAGAAGAGGCUUCUAAGGUGGCCAUCCGCGAGGCAGGCGGAUUAGAGAAGUUGACUGCGACACUACGUCAUCCCUAUGAGUCCAUUCAGACGAAGGUAGCGGGGGCCGUGUGGAACUGCGCCAGCAACGCUGAGAACCGGACUUAUCUUCGUUACAUUGGCUGCAUUCCCGCAUUGAUAGAACUUUUAAGCUCCCCGCAACAAUUUGUGCAAGAGAACGCCGCUGGAGCACUGUGGAAUCUUAGCGUCGAUUCCGAAAACAAAACACAGAUUCUUGAAUAUGGUGGUAUCACAGAGCUUGCCCAUCUUAUAGCAAAAAGCACGAGUGUGAGUGUUGUGGAGAACGCCUCCGGCACGUUGUGGAACUGCAGUGCCGCAGUGGAGACGCGACCCGCCAUCCGCAAGGCGGGUGCAAUCCCUGUGCUUUUAUCUGUUCUAGACAGGAAAUCACAGACUACCAACCCGCGCAGGUCGAGAAACGAAGCUCCAACUACUUCAGGGUCAAAGGAUGACCUCGGGGGAAACCUUCCCAUCAGUGACAAAAUACUUGAUAAUGUGGCUGGUACACUGCGUAACUGUGCCAUCAACGACCAAAAUAAGCCAGUUAUUCGUGAGGCUGGUGGAGUAGAACUGUUGUUGAAGAAGCUUGAACAAGGCAUUGUGCAACAGCCGUCGAGCAUAAUUAUGCCAACGCUUGACAAAAUAGCGUCAACCCUAUGGAUUCUCACCAUAUCCCCUGAAAUAAAGCAUAGCGUGCGACUGAGUGGGGGAAUACCUCUGCUAACAAAGAUCUUGGAAAUAUCAUCAACCACGGCUGCAAAAGAGAAGAAUGCGAAGGUGGUGGUGCCGGUGAUGUUGAGUGUGAAGGAGAAGAUAGUUGGUAUUCUUCGCAACUGCUCGACUGUGCAGGAAAAUAGGCAGACGAUGGUUUCGGCUGGAGUUGUGCGCGCACUUGUAUACGUUGUGGACGACUGCUACCAGUACCCUGAAAGUUGUCAAAACACCAGGCGUUCUUCGUCGAACACUUCACAAAGCCAGCAGCAGCAACAACCAUCGCUUCAGCUCAAAGAGACGGUGGCUUCGGCUCUGUGGUAUCUUUCGCGGGACGACAAGGUGGUGCCCCGAGAGGAACGGGGUCUAGAGCUCCUUUGCCGGUUCCUGCUAGAGCCCGACCAGCCUUCUGUAGUGUUGGAACAGGCUGCUGGAGCACUAUCGUCAUUAACCGUAAACAGCCGAGAAAACCGAGCAAAACUGCGUGAAUUUGGCGGGUUGCAUGCCCUUCUUCAACUUAUUGCGGAGAAGGCGCCGCUUGCCUUCCCACCCCAGUCGGCGGGUGCGAGUGGCGCUGCAUCAGCGGCUAACACUGCAACUGCGACAGCAUCAACUAUCACGGUAAACCGCGCGACAACUUCUUCAAGCACUUUUGGUACGGGUACCGUCAAGAAAGAGAACACGGUGUCACAUGCCUAUGCUGUACUGAAUGGCCUUCUGGCAGUUCGCAAUAGCACAUCGUCGAAUGACGAGAAUCUUUGCUGUGUCGCCGAGUGGAAGGACCCGAAUGCGAAGGGAAAUACCGCGGCAGCCUCAUCCUUCACAAACUCGCUGCUGUACAUUAUUCAGCACGGUUCCGAGGACUGUGCUCGCGAGGCGGUGCUUUGUGUUAAAAACUUGUGUGGACAUGCCACAGCGUUAGAUUCCCUGAUUGCUCAGGAUGCGGUGGAAGUCCUUGGGGGCCUUGCGGAGCGGGGUUCUACUGACUCCGUUCGAAGAGCAGCAGCAAUGACGCUGCAUUCGCUUGCCCGUGCACGAAAGCGUUAG
Messenger RNA from Trypanosoma brucei brucei TREU927, 3402 nucleotides. RefSeq lists its product as hypothetical. NCBI's taxonomy places the organism in Eukaryota, Euglenozoa, Kinetoplastea, Trypanosomatida, Trypanosomatidae. The coding region runs from base 1 to 3402 and encodes 1133 amino acids. The record is from RefSeq and is a predicted model, not a curated record. The transcript has a single exon. Gene Ontology annotation, molecular function: protein binding.